AUGGAGCGUGGGGCCCUGAGGCCACGUGGCGAUUUAACCACAGCUUCUUUAGGCCGUGUCUUUUACGGCCUUCGGCCUCGGCCUUCAAUACUGCGGUCGCGAGGCCGAGAGGAUUUUGCCUUUGAAGGCGAAAUGCUUGACGAAAUGGUAGGCGCCAGGGCCGCAGAGAAGUCCCUUCAAUCAGUUCAUGACCGUGAUUUAUUAGGCACAAACAGAGGUGCUUUCUCAAAGAAGGUGGCCGAGGUCUUUUCUUCAAAGGCCAUGGUGCAUUUUCAAAAAUGCGGCCUAAGUGCUUUCGCAAAAAGAGUGGCCGAGGUCUUUUCUUCAAAGGCUGUGGUGCCUUUUCAAAAAUGCAGCCGAUGUUUUUUCUUCAAAAGCCAUGGUGCCGUUUUCUUCAAAGGCCAUGGUGCCUUCUCAAAAAUAUGGUCAGGGGCUUCCCUUUGUAAAAGUAGCCGAGCGUUUCCUUGCAAAAGUGGCCGAAUGCUUCCUUCUCAAAAAGUUGGGCCGGGCACUCCUUAA
Molecule: messenger RNA, 519 nt
Organism: Prunus armeniaca (apricot)
Lineage: Eukaryota; Viridiplantae; Streptophyta; Magnoliopsida; Rosales; Rosaceae
Source: the annotation of a GenBank genome assembly